GCCCUCUAUUUCCCCCCACCAUUAUAUAUAACAAAACCAACUGCCAUUUGUCUUUCUUCACGCAGUUGUACGCACACGCAUAUCUCUAUCAGCCGCUUAAUUUUCCCCUGUAAAAAACUAUAAACAUGAGCCGACACCCUGCUGUCAAGUGGGCCCAGAGGUCCGACAAGCUGUUUAUCACGGUGGAGUUGCCGGAUGCCAAGAAUGUGAAGCUGAAACUGGAACCAGAAGGAAAAUUCUUCUUUUCUGCAACUGCAGGAGCUGAUAAUGUACCGUAUGAAGUGGAUCUCGAUCUCUUUGAUAAAAUUAAUGUUGAUGAGAGCAAAACUAGUACUACUUCUAGAAGUAUCGUGUAUCUUGUGAAGAAGGCAGAAGACAAGUGGUGGAGCAGACUGAUAAAGCAGGAAGGUGUACGUCCAGUGUUUUUGAAAGUUGACUGGGACAAAUGGGUUGAUGAAGAUGAAGAGGACACUAAAUCUGAGACGGAUAUGGAUUUUGGUGAUAUUGACUUUUCGAAACUCAACAUGGGAGGCGGUCCUAGUGAUUUUGAUGCUGAUGUGCCUGAGGGAGACGAUGACAGUGACACCGAGGAAGAAGAAGUCAGGGAGGAGGAAAAUAGUGCACAUAAUGAACCUGAAGCAGCAGUGCCUCCAAGCACAGAACCCGAAGCAAAAUCUUGAUGCGUUUGUAAUAUCUGAAAAGCGUUUUAACUGCUUGAGUUUUACUGUAGUGCUGUUGGUUAUGGUUAGAGCAGUAAGGAUCAGGCGUUCCCUAUUAUUGACUUGUUACCAUGUAUCUCUUGUCAUUUGGUUACGUAAAUCUUCUUGUCUGUGUCUUCUGAAGGAUUUCGUUUUAAAGCGAAAAUCAUUCGAGGUUGAGAUGUCCUAGUGGAAUGAUCUGUGUGCAUGUAUGGCCUUAAGGAUUUGCUUCUUCCGGAUGAUUUGCAGGUCAUUUGGCAACUUUAUUGGAGUCCGAUUCCAAGCUGCGAAUGUGACACAGAAUACUUUUAUCAAACUCAUCGCUUUGCACUGGA
Nicotiana attenuata is the source of this 1033-nucleotide messenger RNA. RefSeq lists its product as uncharacterized. The transcript has 6 exons. The coding region runs from base 126 to 680 and encodes 184 amino acids. Lineage: Eukaryota; Viridiplantae; Streptophyta; Magnoliopsida; Solanales; Solanaceae. Gene Ontology annotation, molecular function: protein-folding chaperone binding; Hsp90 protein binding. The record is from RefSeq and is a predicted model, not a curated record. Gene Ontology annotation, cellular component: cytosol; nucleus. Gene Ontology annotation, biological process: chaperone-mediated protein complex assembly; protein folding.